Molecule: messenger RNA, 1296 nt
Organism: Penicillium samsonianum
Lineage: Eukaryota; Fungi; Ascomycota; Eurotiomycetes; Eurotiales; Aspergillaceae
Product: glycoside hydrolase family 18 protein
Exons: 6
Coding region: 1-1296 (431 amino acids)
Biological process (GO): chitin catabolic process; carbohydrate metabolic process
Cellular component (GO): extracellular region
Molecular function (GO): chitin binding; chitinase activity
Source: RefSeq, a predicted model, not a curated record
AUGCACUUUAUCUUUUCUUUCUUGCUCGGCCUGUCGUGGCUGGUCAAUGCUUCCUCCAAUUCGUCAUUGACCGGGACCAACGGUACUGAUAUUGUUACUCGUAAUGUCCACAGAUAUCGCUCCGUGGCCUACUUUGUAAACUGGGGCGUUUAUGCUCGUAACUUCCAGCCUCAGAAUAUCCCGGCCGAACGGCUGACCCAUGUUCUUUACGCAUUUGCCAAUACCCAAGCCUCUGGUGAGGUGGUCCUGUCGGACUCUUGGUCGGAUACUGACAAACACUACUCCACCGAUUCCUGGGCUGACACCGGAAACAAUGUUUAUGGUUGUGUUAAGCAGCUAUUCUUACUCAAGAAGAAGAACCGCAAGCUUAAGGUUCUCCUAUCAAUUGGAGGCUGGAACUAUGCUGAAAACCUCAAAAUCGCCUUUCAGACUGAGGCAGGACGCCAAAAAUUUGCUGACAGUGCUGUCGAGUUGCUACAGAACCUGGGCUUUGACGGUAUUGAUGUCGAUUUUGAAUAUCCUGCCAAUGAUACCGAAGCGGACGAACUUGUUGAUACCUUGCGCCGUCUUCGUGAGACAUUAGAUUCGUAUAGCUCGGCUAAUGCAGGCGGCUACCAUUUCUUGCUCACCGCUGCAUCUCCAGCUGGCUCUUCAAAUUACCAAAAAGAGCAUCUUAGCCAGAUGGAUCAGUUCCUUGACUUCUGGAACCUAAUGGCUUACGAUUACUCCGGAUGCUGGAGCACCACUGGCGGAUGUCGGGGUAUCAUUAACGGCCACAGCGCCAACCUCUACGCAUCCGAAGCCAACCCCUCCAGCACCCCUUUCAACACAGACCAAGCAAUUGACUACUACACCUCGCAUGGUGUGGCCUCUAAUAAGAUUGUCCUAGGUAUGCCUCUGUACGGCCGAGCCUUCACAGACACCUCUGGUCCUGGCCAAAUUUCUAAUGGUGUGGGUGCUGGUAGCUGGGAGGAUGGUGUGUGGGACUACAAGGCUCUGCCUCGGUCCGGCUGCUCGGUCACGGAUAUGGACCAAGAGGCUGCUAGCUACUGCUACAACUCGGACUCGCGUUUAUUUAUCAGCUAUGAUACCCCCCAGAACGCGCAUAAGAAGGCUGAAUAUAUCAUGUCUAAGGGACUUGGUGGAGGUAUGUGGUGGGAGCUCAGCGGUGACAAGCAGGGUGACGAUAGUUUGGUUACAACAGUGGUCAAUACAUUUGGAGGCACUGACGCUUUGGAGCAGAGCGAUAAUCAACUGAGCUAUCCUAUCUCUAAAUAUGACAAUAUACAAUCGUGA